AUGAAGGCCUCUAACUCCACACACCACGUACAUUGGCAAAACCGGCCGGAUAUGGAACAUAAUGGUUCAACUGAUGCAUCAUGCACCGACCCGUCAUUGUUGGAUCUCAGGGUGCUGGUCCGGAAAAUGAUCACUGCGACGGACCGCUCUGGAAUCAACCCGGAAAUCAUGCAAGCCAUCUCCAUGCUAGACAAUAUCUUUCGCAACCAGGAGGGCCAGCGAUCCCGAACUGUUGAAGAUCCGCAGGCUAGUCUGCGUGAUGAACGAAAAAAUGCGGCUCCUGCUCCGGCUCCAGCCUUGCCGCCUAUUUUGGAUGAGCAGCUGGAAAAGGCAGUCUUCACCCACUCGGCCUGUAACAGUACCUAUGAUGCCAACUAUGACAGGCUUGAGAUACUCGGCGAUGCUUACAUUGAACUGAUUGCAACCAAGCUGGUCUGGAGGUCAUUCCCCGGAAUCCCCGCGGGCCGGAUUUCACAGAUCCGAGAACUUCUUGUUAAAAAUGAGACGCUGGCCGCAUUCGCAGACAACUAUGGGUUUGACCGCAAGGCUUCGAUGCCAAUCAGCUACUCAACCCAGCCAAAACGACUGAUCAAAACAAAGGGCGACAUCUUCGAGGCUUAUGUAGCGGCUGUCAUUCUUUCCCGUCCUACAGGUGGUUAUCGCGUUGCAGAGGAGUGGCUAACUGCAUUAUGGCUACCAAAGCUUAGUCCCCUUGUAAAUGAGAAAGUUACGCUACGUUCGAAAGAGGCGCUGGCGCAGCAGAUUAUGGGAAAGGGCAUCAAACUGGAGUACCAAGAAGAGCGUCCACAGGUUCAGCAAAGAGGCACUGGGACUCAGACAUUUUUCGUGGGCGUCUAUCUAACGGGCUGGGGCUGGACAAAACGCCAUCUUGGUUCUGGGCAGGGUUCAAGUAAGGCGGCAGCAGGGGAUGAAGCUGCAAAGAUGGCACUAUCAGAUACAAAUCUGCUCUCUGAAAUUAUCACCGCGAAGAGAUCUCAUAUAGCUAAAAGAGAAUGA
This is a messenger RNA of Penicillium macrosclerotiorum, 1017 nucleotides long. RefSeq names its product ribonuclease III. The record is from RefSeq and is a predicted model, not a curated record. Gene Ontology annotation, biological process: primary miRNA processing; rRNA processing; regulation of gene expression. The transcript has a single exon. Lineage: Eukaryota; Fungi; Ascomycota; Eurotiomycetes; Eurotiales; Aspergillaceae. Gene Ontology annotation, cellular component: nucleus. Bases 1 to 1017 code for a protein of 338 amino acids. Gene Ontology annotation, molecular function: ribonuclease III activity; double-stranded RNA binding.